GCAUGGCCGUGAUAGUGGUGGGUGUUGAUAAGGCCUUAAAACAUCAACAUUUACAUUUACAUCAACCUGUGUUCACACUAAAUCCAACCCCAAUUUUCAACCAAGCCAAGAUGGGGAAGGGAGGGCUGAGUCCCACCAAGCUCAACCUAAACAAGCUCAGCGACCCGAGCGAGCGCUACACCCUCGGAGAACUGCUUGGGACGGGUAUCCAUGGAAACGUCUAUUCCGCCACUGACAAUGAGAACAGUGGGAUGAAAGUUGCUGUUAAGAUUCAAAAAAUCACUCCGGAUCGCAUGGAUGACAUCCAGGAGGAGUAUAGAGUCCUGAGGGAUCUGUCCAGUCAUCCCAACCUCCCGGACUUCUAUGGAGUUUAUUUGGAGAAAACAAGGGACGGAGAUCAACUUUGGUUUGUUAUGCAGCUUUGCGAAGGUGGACCAGUUGUAGAUGUUGUGAGAGGUUUAUUGAAACAUGGAAAGAAGAUGUCUGAAGAACACAUUGCUUUCAUUCUGCAUGAAACUGUCAAGGCUCUUGUUCAUCUUCACGAGAACCACGUGAUGCAUCGAGAUGUGAGAGGCAGUAACAUUCUGCUGACCAAGCUGGGUGAAGUGAAACUAGUGGACUUUGGACUGUCCAGGGAGUUGAAGAGCACGAUGGACAAGCGUAACACAGUGAUAGGUUCACCUUCUUGGAUGGCCCCGGAGGUGGUUACCAGUGAGAGACUUGAAGGAACGGAAACCAACGCUUACGACAAUCGAGCGGACGUCUGGGCUCUGGGUAUUACAGCCAUUGAACUUGGAGACGGCAAAGCACCUUUUGAAGGAAUUCACCCGACUCGAGCUCUGUUCCAAAUAGUGAGGAACCCUCCCCCCACUCUCUACAGACCUGCUAGCUGGACUCAGAACUUUAAUGACUUCAUUAAUGAGUGUUUGGAGAAAAAUCCUGAGAACAGACCCUUCAUGGUGGAAAUAAUGGAGCAUCCUUUCCUGACUCAGCUACCAGAAAACGACUUCCAUUUGACUCAUGAACUCAAGAGUCUUCUUGAUAUGGUGAACCAUGAUAUAAUCUCUACUAGAAGAGAAGAGGUUGUUGUCAACAAGAAAUUCAUGAAGACCAAGUCACACCAGACCCCUGAGGUGAUGCAUGUAGAGGACCUGGCAGCUUUGGAGGACAUUACAGAGGACACAGUGCUGAGUGAGCUACAAGAGAGGACUAAGGAAGGACACUGUUACUCCUUCAUCGGCGAUGUCCUGCUGUUUCUCAACCCUAACUCGGAGCAGGACAUCUACAGUUUUGAGAAUCAGACCAAGUACUUCUGCAAGAGCCGAUCAGACAACGCUCCUCACAUCUACAGCGUGGCUGACAGUGCGUUCCAGGACGCCUUUCAUCACGAGGAGCCUCAACACAUCAUACUGUCCGGGGAAACUCUCUCUGGGAAAACCACCAACCUCAAACAUCUUCUCAAUCACCUCAACUACCUCGGGCUGAGCCCAAACAAGGUGGGUGAUAAGCUGAUCAAGGCACUGAGUAUAAUCCAUACCAUCGGCAACGCUGCCACUCCUGUCAAUGCAGACUCUACUAGGCACAUCAUGAUGUUACAAGUGACCUUCUCCAGCACCGGCAAAACCUCUGGAGGAAUCUUCUGGGUGUACCAGCUGGAGAAGUGGAGAGUCACUGGCUGUCCGGUGAGAGCCCAUGCAAAUUUCCACAUCUUCUACUACCUCUAUGACUACUUGGAGUCUGAGGGUACACUGGACCAGUUCAGUUUGGACGGAGGUAGAAACUACCGCUAUCUGGGCACAGCAGGCUCUGAAAAUGAUUCUAAAGUUCCUUUCGGGCCACGGGAGGAACCUCAUAGGAAUCCUAAAAAGUUCAAGGAUUUUGAAAAGUGCUUGAUUGACCUCGAGUUUGAUCAAUACCAGAGAGAGCGCAUUUACAAGACAGUGGCAGCCAUCUUGUUGCUGGGAGAGGUCAAGUUUGAGAAGGCGGAGGAUGGAAAAGCUGGUCUCGCCAACACAGAGGUUGCGAAUAAAGUGGCCAACCUGCUAGACGUAGAUGAGAAGAAAUUCUGCUGGGCCUUGUGUAACUACUGUCUGGUAGUGAAGGGGACGGCGCAGCGGCGCAAACACUCGGUAGAAGAGGCGCGUGAGGCGAGGGAAGUGUUGGCACGAGGACUUUACUUCCGUCUUGUCGACUGGAUAGUCAACACCAUCAAUCUCAAGCUUUCAUUCACAAGAGCUAUGUUUGGGGACAGAUUUUACAUCAACCUGUUGGACCUAUUUGGGUUUGAAUGUUAUCCAAAGAACAGUCUGGAACAAUUGUUUGUGAACACUGUGAACGAACAACUUCAGUACCAUUAUAACCAAAGGAUAUUUGUCUGGGAAAUGCAAGAACAAAUCGAGGAGAACAUUCCCCUGCAGCCGUUGCAGUAUUAUGACAAUAAACCAACCAUAGAUGAACUGAUGAGCAAACCUGACGGCCUUCUGUAUAUCGUCGAUGAAUCCAACAAGAACAACCAGGGUGCUGAUUUUAUCAUAGAAAAACUUCAAAGCACUCCUAAGGGUCCGAGAGUUAAAAUGUCUACGUCAAAAGAGUUCACAGUUGCCCACUACACUGGAAAGAUCGCGUAUGAUGUACAGGACAUGCCCAUUAAAAACCGCGACUUCCUGCCUCCGGAGAUGAUAGAGACGAUGCGACUAUCCAACGAUGAAGUGAUCAAACAGCUGUUCACCAACCAGCUGUCCAAGAGUGGUAACCUGACAGUCCAUGUGGAUCAAUCGCAGCAGGUGACCACAGGGAAGAAGAAACGCUGGGGAGCUGCGUUGGUGGCUGAGAGGCAGAAGAGGUCGUACAACACCCAGUCCCGCGGUGAGUACUCGCAGACGCGUCGCAUGCGCACGGGCUCCGCUACGUUCCGAGCUGCGAGUCUGGAGUUGCUGCGUAACCUAGCCAUGGGACAGGACGGCUGUGUUGCUCUGGGAGGAACACACUUUGUGCGUUGCAUCAGGGCCGACCUGACGGGUAGUCCGUACGGGUUCCAACCAGAUGUUGUUCGUCAGCAGCUACGAGCCCUAGCCGUCAUCGACACUGCGCGAGCUCGAGCUAAGGGAUACUCUCACCGGGUUGGAUUUGCUGAGUUUAUUCGACGAUACAAGUUCUUGGCCUUUGACUUUGACGAGAAUGUGGAGGUCACAAAGGACAACUGCCGUCUGCUCCUGGUGAGAUUGAAGAUGGAAGGAUGGGUCAUCGGCAAGUCCAAAGUUUUCCUCAAAUACUACAAUGAAGAAUAUCUGUCAAGACUGUAUGAAACCCAGGUGAAGAAGAUCAUAAAGGUGCAGUGUAUGAUGAGGGCAUUCCUGGCCAAGAGGAACUUCAAGGGCAAAGUGAAAGCAAGACAAGACUCUAUCAGGCAGCAAAGUCAGGAUGAGGAAGGUGCGCCUCGGGCAGAGCCGGCAGCUAAAAAGAAAGCUCGUCCUAAAUCUCAACCUAAACCUCAACCGUCGCGUCCACCUAAAAAAGCCUCUGAAAUGAGCCAGGAUGAGGCUGCACUCGUAAUUCAAAAACAGUUCAGAGGCUACCAAGCAAGAAAGGAGAUUAAACCUCUUCUUUCUGGAGAAAAGAUGAACAAUGAGGAUGCCACUUUCAUCAAACAGUUUUGUCGCAAAUGGAAAGCCAAGUCCAUAUUUCAAGUUUUGCUGAUGUACAGGGCAGCAAAGCAUCAAGAAAUCGUCUACAUGUCCCAACAGGUUCACUUGUACAACCAGAAUGCUGUUAGCGCCCUCCAGAUCUGCAAUAAAGAGAGAGUUUCUCUUCACAACAUUCGGACUGACACAACAGCUUCUCAGUUCCUGGGCAAGUUCACCCCAAGAAUGUGGAAACUUCCAUUCCGCCUCAACGACAUGCCAUUUGUCGAUUCUUCAUACUUGUGCAACACAAUGGGAAAAAGAACUCUAACCAAAGAUGAUGCUCCGUGGGACGACCCAUACAAGAGAAGGUCAAGGCUCUUGUCUCCCGGUGGAAGAACUUCAGAGUUGGAAAACCGAGGAUUACCGGUGGAGGAGGGAGGAGAUGUGUUUGGCUUCAUCCAAACUCCGUACACUCGGGACCCUAACUACGUGGAAGUGGUGUACUCCGGCCAGCCGUACAGGAAGGGUGAUCACUUUUUCACGACCAAAACUCCAAAGCAGAGGAGGGCCUCUAGAAAGGACCGGGUGGCCCCUCCAGCGCCUCAGUUAACCUACAACUACGCCCAGCCUGGGGGAUCUAGCGACUUUAGCAAGGGGUUCAACAGACCUGCCGCUCCUAGCUACCAACCACCCAGUCCAUCUAAGAACUUUGUGAAUCAACAGUACAACAAUGACAGUGGCAACAACAACUAUAGGGACAAGUUGAAACCUGUUGGCGGAAAUCAGAAUCCAAUCCGGGAACUGGAGAUGAAGUUUCAGCAAAUAAACAACAACAAGUCUGACAACGAGGAUGAAGCUCCGACAUUUAAUUUCCAGGCAAUGCUGCGGAAGACCAACCACAACAGGGCGUCUCUGCGACGCUCGCCGGAGAUGGAAAUGGCUAACAGCCAUGGUUACGGAUCAUUCCCUGUCAUUCCAGAGCAGCGGUCUGUCAGUCAGUCCAACAGCAAUGGUUAUAUGAACAACAACAACAACGUGGUAUAUAAUAGCUCUGCGAUGAGAAAUAAGAACGCAGCACCGAAACCAUUCCUCCGCCAAGAUUCUGGGGACUGUCGCAAAAACAUGUCGCAUCACUACAAGGAGUCAGUGAAGAAAGCAAGGUGUGAUGAAGUUACUACCGAAAUAGCCCCUGGGAUAAUCAUUCAAGGACAAGUUGCUGAACUGUAAUUCCAUUU
Messenger RNA from Macrosteles quadrilineatus (aster leafhopper), 4858 nucleotides. It is a transcript of the gene ninaC, whose product is annotated as neither inactivation nor afterpotential protein C. Gene Ontology annotation, molecular function: cytoskeletal motor activity; protein binding; protein tyrosine kinase activity. Bases 3 to 4850 code for a protein of 1615 amino acids. NCBI's taxonomy places the organism in Eukaryota, Metazoa, Arthropoda, Insecta, Hemiptera, Cicadellidae. The record is from RefSeq and is a predicted model, not a curated record. Gene Ontology annotation, biological process: protein phosphorylation. Gene Ontology annotation, cellular component: myosin complex. The transcript is spliced from 30 exons.